GAGGGCCAAUGGCAGGGAGCCGCGCCGGCACGCUGUCAGAUCUCGUGGCUGCAAAUUGUUCUGCUGGCUUCAACUUCCGCCAGCGUCGCCAUCACCAUCCAGCUUGCUCGGCCCAGAAUCCGUCGUUUUCAUAGUCAACUACCGCACUCCUACUCGUCGCAUCAUCAAUCGUCCCGCUCUAGGCGGCAACUCCUCGACGCGCAUGUCUCGCUGAUAAUUUUCCCUCUUCCCUCUUCCUUCUUCCUUUUCUCUUUUUUACAUUUCACUUUAUUUUUAAUUCUACGUGCGACCUUUGACGCGGAGCUCCGAGAGCUAUACGACGCGUACCGGUUAUCUAUGCGAUACGCGGUGCUUUGGGGCCUGGCCUACUGCGCCGCCGGCUGGGGGGUUGACGCUGCUGCAGCCCUCGAGGAUGGCCAUAGGCUGGACGUCCAUCCGGUCCGCCAAAGAGCGAACGCGGGGACGAUAGGACUCGACCACACCCAGACUCCAACCGCUCGCCGACGACUGCAUGGCCGUUUUUUGCACAUCACUGACUUCCACCCCGAUCCUUUCUACAAGACCUACUCGAGCACAGCACAGAAUGCUGCAUGCCACCGCAAACGAGGGCCCGCUGGCUACUAUGGCGCCGAAACAUCCGGCUGUGACUCGCCCUUAUCGCUCGUCAAUGCGACCAUGGACUGGAUCAAGCACAACAUCGCCGACGACAUAGAUUUUGUCGUCUGGACCGGCGACUCGGCCCGCCACGACAAUGACGAUGGACACCCGCGAACCCGCCGCCAGAUUGUCCAGCAAAACGAGCUCAUGGUGGAAAAGUUCGUCGAGGUCUUUGGUACAAACAAAGGUGGCCAUGGGGGCUCAGAAAACGCUUUUAGAAUUCCCAUCGUGCCUACGUUUGGCAACAACGAUAUCAUGCCACACAAUAUCUUGCUCAAAGGCCCGAAUGAGUGGACUAAGAAGUAUCUGAACAUAUGGACGGAUCUGGUACCCGAGGCGCAGAAGCACCAGUUCCAACAAGGUGGCUGGUUUUGGGUCGAGGUCAUACCGGGGAAGCUGGCUGUCAUCAGUUUGAACACCAUGUACUUUUUCACCUCCAAUCCAGGUGUCGACGGAUGCGCCAACAAACACGAACCCGGCUACGAACAAUUCGAAUGGCUGCGCAUUCAGCUUCAGCUCAUGCGCGACCGCGGCGUCUCCGCCAUCCUCAUCGGCCAUGUACCCCCUGCCCGCGUCAACAGCAAAGAAAGCUGGGAGGAAACAUGCUGGCAAAAAUACACUCUGUGGGAGAGGCAAUUUCGCGAUGUCAUCGUGACUUCCCUUUUCGGGCAUAUGAAUGUGGACCAUUUUAUGCUCCAAGACUCCAAACAGCUCAAAAAGAGCACCAAGAACGGUAAAAUGGCCAGCAAGCGAGUGAGGGGCAAGGAAGCCGACGUCAAUACUUUUCUGGAAGACGGCGAAGUUACGGUUGCCAGCGCAUCGGACUACCUUUUGGAUUUGAGGAAGAGGUGGGCCAAACUGCCGUCUCCGCCUGCAAAGAAAUCGCCGCAAUCGAGUGCCAACUUUGGCGAGUUCUCGGACGAAGACGAAGAGGUGGACAGCGAGCGGAGAGAGGAAGAGGAGCAGCUUUCAACGUGGCAACGCGUUUUUGGGAAUCUCUUCUCAAGAUCAAAGAAAGGCGGAGGGAAGAAUGGCGGAAGCAAGAAACCAAAAAAGGGCAAAUCGUACCUCGAAAAAAUAGGCGGUAAAUAUGCGGAACGCUACAGCGUGUCCCUCGUAUCUCCGUCUAUCGUACCCAACUACUUCCCUACCAUCCGAAUCUUCACCUACAACACUACUGGGCUCGAGGAUGGGGUCGACGCUUCCACACUACCGCUAACGCAAUCCUCCUCUUCUUCCACACCGCAUAACCAGAGCCCCCUCCUCCCAUCUCCCGAUGAUUUCGACACCGACAAUCCAGAAGACGACAGCGCGUACCUCCGCUACAUCACCACCUCCCUCGCACGCAAACAAAAGGACAAAGAAUCCCUCCAAAAGAGCAGAAAGCGCAGGAAAUACAAAUUCAAGGUUCCAGAAGGUCCCUCCAAAUCUUCCCCUCCAGGUCCCGCAUACUCUCCGCAGCCGCUCACACUACUCGGCUACACGCAGUACUUUGCCAACCUCACCCGCAUCAACAACGACUUCGUCGCCGCCGGUAGCAGGAGCAUGUCACAAUCUGUAAACGAAGAUGCCCCGCGCACGAUUUUCGGGCUCAAGCUUUCACCUUCUGGACCGAGAAUCGAACCGAAGAAGUGGAAGGAAGGCAAACAUCACAAACACCAGGGCAAGAAACCCCGACCGGAACCUCACCCCAAGGAAUUCUCAUUCGAAAUCGAGUACGAUACCAGAGACGACAAGCGGUAUAAACUCCGGGAUCUGACGGUGAGGCAGUGGGUCAACCUUGCGAGGAGAAUCGGACAGGAUGGGAAGAGGCAUAAGAACGCGCUUAUUCCUCUCGGAGAAGUAGAAGAUGAGGAACAGGAAGAAGAUGAUGAUGAUAGCGAGAUUGAUGUGAGUGGUAAAGGGAAGAAGGGAAGGAAACAUAAAAAAGGGAAGAAGAAGAAGCACGGUGAUAAAGAGUUGAGGAAAUCUGUUUGGUUUACUUUUGUUAAACGCGCUUUUGUGGGGAGUAUGGAUCCGAGGGAGAUCGAAGAGGUUUUUUGCUCUUCUUCCUCAUUUUCUGGUGUCGACGCUCCUCCUGGGGCUGUGGAAGAUGACGACGAUGAUUGGGAGAUUAUUGAUUUCGAAGACGUUGCAGACUUUGAGAACGAGGAAGAGGAAGAUGAUGACGUCGAAGACGAGGACGAAGAGGAAGAGGAAAUUAUAGAGCUGUGA
Messenger RNA from Periconia digitata, 2871 nucleotides. The record is from the annotation of a GenBank genome assembly. NCBI's taxonomy places the organism in Eukaryota, Fungi, Ascomycota, Dothideomycetes, Pleosporales, Periconiaceae.